Molecule: messenger RNA, 5867 nt
Organism: Parasteatoda tepidariorum (common house spider)
Lineage: Eukaryota; Metazoa; Arthropoda; Arachnida; Araneae; Theridiidae
Product: two pore channel protein 1
Biological process (GO): transmembrane transport; monoatomic ion transport
Cellular component (GO): endosome membrane; lysosomal membrane
Molecular function (GO): monoatomic ion channel activity; calcium ion binding; voltage-gated channel activity
Source: RefSeq, a predicted model, not a curated record
ACACAUCGUCUUUGACAGGCAUACUUCAAAGGAAUUACUAAACCACCUUUUCUGUUCCAAUUCAUUAUUUUACGCAUUCUAACCUUAGAAAUAUGUGAGCUCAGUGGUGUAAUACAUUUUUUCGAGCUAAAAUAUGUCUGGUGUUUGUUUUGUUGAACUACUGCAAUUUUCAGCUGAUGUCGAAUAUAUGAAAAAAGAGGGUUCCAGAUCAUGUACUACUUCAACAAGCCAAUUUCUUGAUGACACUCCUCUUGGAUAUGCACAAUUCCAAACAAUUGAUGAUCCUGUUGAUAACUCUGAACAAUGGGAUAUGAAUUAUCAUGAAUCAUCUAUUUUCCUGGAAGAAGGUGAAAACAAUGACAAGUUUACAUUUCAUCCUAGAAAUCGAGAUGCUCUCCCAGCAUAUAACUUGGUUCACAAUCAGAUUUUUUAUUUUUGUGAUCUUGUCGCUUCAGUUGCGCUCUUGAGCUUAGCAUUAACAGAAAAACCUGCUGUUGCAGGUUUUGCUGUCUCAGAAUGGAUUCAUGCCACAAUUGAGUUGGUAUGUCUUUCUCUGAUGUGUGGGGAAAUUUUUCUGAAAAUUCGAUGGAUGGGAAAUCAAGCCUUUUUUCGCCAUAAAAGAAGUGUGAUUAAGCUUGUGGUUUUAGUCAUCAUGAUUGUAGAAGCAUUCGUUGUUGCAGUCCGUCAAACCAGCCAUUUUCGUGUAACUCGUGCAUUGCGACCAGUUUUUUUAAUUGACAAUCAUUAUUGUAAAGGUAUCCGCAGAGUAAUUAGACAGAUUAUACAAUCUUUGCCACCUAUUCUUGACAUGAUGUCAUUGCUCUUGUUCUUUAUGCUUAUCUUUGCAGUUUUAGGAUUUUACAUUUUUCGUUCAGUCGAAGAAGAUACAUAUUUCACAAGUUUUGGCAACAGCUUUGUUAGCAUGUUUGUUCUUUUAACCACUGCUAAUUACCCAGAUGUUAUGAUGCCUUCAUAUGCUGCAUCUAAGUGGUCAUGCCUUUUCUUCAUCACAUUCAUCAUCAUCCAUGUGUAUUUUUUGAUGAAUUUAAUGCUUGCAGUUGUAUAUGAAACCUUUAUAAGAAUUGAGAAAGACAAGUUUCGUAAAUUAUUAUUACAUCGACGCAAGGCAUGCCAACAUGCAUUUAGAUUGCUUGUUACUAGAAAUUCUCCAUUGCAAAUGAGUUUUCGACAUUUUGAAGGACUCAUGAAAUAUUUUAAACCUAAAAAUAGUAAAUUGGACAAUUAUUUGAUGUUUAAGACUGUAGACAUAAAUAAAACUGGCUAUUUGACCAUGAAUGAAUUUUUAAAUGUGUUUGAAGUUAGUCCUUUAAAGUGGAAGCCUAAAAGACAAGAUGAUCUUUGGUUUGUUCAUUUAAAGGGAGUACCCCUUAUGUUUUUCAAAGGUCUUAACAAGGUGGUAACACAUCAAACAACUGAUUUUAUUGUUAAUGCUGUCGUUGCUCUUAAUGGACUAUGGCAAAUUGUGGAAGCCUCAGAAUUGUUUGGUUCACAACAACCCAAGGAGGCUUACUAUGAAGAAUGUGAUGAUGUAAGGUGUGACAUUCGCCAAAAUAUUUAUGGAUGGGUAUCUAUUGGUUUUGUAACUUUUUAUACAGUAGAAGUAUCAAUAAAAAUUAUUGGCUUAGGAAUCGCAGAAUAUCUAAGUUCGAAAUGGAAUAGGUUUGACUUAGGAGUUACUGUUCUAGCAUUAUGUGGCCUAAUAGCUGAACAAUUCCGUUGCCCUUUCUCUUAUGUUACAAUUCUUCGAUCACUUAGGCUGUUGAGGUUAUUCAAGCUGAAAAAAAGAUAUCGUGAUGUUUUGGGAACACUAUUUAUCAUUUUACCUCGAUUUUUAAGUGUUGCAUUAGUGUUGGUUAUUUUGUAUUAUUUCUUUGGAAUUAUUGGAAUGGAAAUAAUGUCUGGCUACGAUCUUGUUAACUGUUGCAAAAACACAACUGUUGAACAGUAUUAUCGAUAUGACAAUGACAGUUCUUUAGAUGGAUAUUAUUACCUAAAUAACUUCAACAAUUUUCUAUUUAGUCAAGUUACUUUAUUUGAAUUGAUGGUCGUCAAUAAUUGGUUCAUUAUAAUGGAGGGUUAUGCCCUUGUCGUCUCUCAAUGGACAAGGCUAUAUUUCAUGUCUUUCUAUGUUGUGACGAUGGUUGUAAUCAACAUUGUCGUAGCUUUUGUAUUGGAAUCUUUUCUGUUCAGGAUACAAUAUAAACGUGCGACAGGUGACAUGGACAAGGACACUUUAGUCAGAGUUGAUAUUGGGUUGAAUGAACAGGAAAUAGAUUUUUGCAGGAGUAAAACAUAUUUAUCUAAAGCACAAAUGAAAUCUUUUGCAAGGGAUGAAAUCUCUCCUAGAAUUAUAUACCGUGGGACCAGAACUCGAACAAAAUUUUCUUUUUCCUUGAAAAUGCAUGCUGAAGAAGUUAAAGAAUGGUUAAAACAAGCCGAUACUGAAGAACGGACACAGCGAGAGUUACUACUUUCCAGAUUACAAGUAGAACACCUUACUGACAGUAGGAGAGUUACAUUGGAGGAAGAAUAUCAUAUCCGUACUUUAACUAUCUAAUUAUUCCCGUGCGUCCUUUAUUGUUAAAUUAUUAUUUUAAUUUAGCUGCUGCUUAUAUUUAUUUUGAAAUUGUAAAUUUAUUUCUUUUGUAAAUAGAGAAUGGUUUUAACUAUGAGAUGUAUUAUAAAGUAUGAGUAUGUGAUCUGUUUUGUUUAUGAAUGUUUUAAAUUAUCUAAGAAUUUGCAUGCCUGUAAUCUCUGAUGAUCAUUAAACUGUUCUGCUUAAAUAAAAAAAAUGAGAUGUAGACUACUUUCAUUUGUAAAAAAAAUUCUGCAGUUGUUUUUGAUACUAUUAAAACAGUAUCAGUGACACUGAACUACCACCAUGUGUAUGAUAUCGAUAAUUUUUUUAAAUUUUUUAUUGCGCAGUUCCGUAUUGAAAAUAAUAUUACAUUAUUUUGGACGUAAUGUAAACAUUGUGUGAUUUUAGGAAAGUCUAAAAACUUGCUUAAAUCAUUUUGUGUCUUCCAUGUUCUUGAAUUAAAAUUAAAUUUUAUGCUGUAAAUUUGUUCAUUAUUAAUGUUUACAGCUUUUAUUUGUUUUUUGUAUGUUUAUGAUAUAACCAGAAUUCAAUUGUAAAUAGUUUGAAAAUAUAAUAUUCCUUCAUUCCAGCACUAGAUGCUUUUUCCAUUAAAGUGCCUUAAUAACUCCUGCUGUAUUUAAAAACUAUAGAGAAUAAAUAUCCUCUAAGAAACUGAAUAAUAAUAGGCUGAAUCUCUACAGUUUCUACUUUUUUGUGCAAAAUACUUCAUACAGCCAUGAGUUAUUUUUCAGUGUUUUAUGAUAAUUUUCUGAUUUAUAGUAUAUUUUGAGAAGAAAAAGAGCUAGUUUCUUAAAUGUUUUGACUUUAUAUUAAAAAAACUAUUAGUAGUAUAUUAAUCAGUGAACAGUAAAUUCCUGAUUAUUCAUGAUAUUGAAUGGCCUGGUACUAAGCAGAAAUUUGCUGAGAAGUUAGUAUGCCUGGGUGAGAAAUUUUGUUGUAUGUUUUUGAAAAGGAAAUUGAAUCACAAGUAAACAAAAUAUCACUGAUCCGAAUUCCAUAUGUAUUUUCUUGAAUCUUGUUGUUGUGUGUAUUUCUAGAAUAUGACACAGUAUAAAUGGCGAGGAGAAUAAUUUACAUGUGAUUGUUUAUUGUAAUAUUUUUGUUCUGCUUUACUAGUCUAUAUUCCUGUUUCUAUAUGCUGUACGAAAAAAACAUGUUUAAUUUAAAGAAAAUUUGUUAACUCUUAUAUAAGUUAGUUACAUUUCUCUUAAAAGAUAAGUUAUAUUAUGUGUAUCAAUUAUGUAUGUGAUAGUUGAAUUUUUUAUACAGGCACUUGUUCAUGUAAAUUGUAUAAAUUUGUAAAUGGUAAUGUGUUAAAAUUUUGUGCAUUAUUUUACUUAUCAAAACUGAUAUUUGUGCAUGCAUGUUAUUCUUAAAAAUAUUUUUUGGUAAUAGUUUAUAAGGUAACCUUUGCCUAUAGGUUACCUUAAUAGUUUAUAAGGUAACCUAAUUACACUGGGGAAUUUUUUUUAUUUUUACAUUUAUAUAAAAACUUGAUCAUGUCCAAUUCAGGUGUAGGUAUUUCAAGUAUGAAAUUUGUUUUGCCCUAAAGCAACGGAAUUUUUUAAUAACAUUUUUACUAUAUUUUUGUCAAAAUGCGCAAGUUUAAAAACGUUACGUAUUAUAGGGGAUUGUGUAAAAAGUUGCGUCUAACUUCUAGGGGAGUUAAGGCACAUUAUCAGGGAUUAAAAUCGCAUAGAAAGAGAUGUAUGGAAAUUCUGUUGUACAGAGCUAGGAGCACUUCCCUGUUAUCAUCUGUUCAAAAGCACACAAAGAAAUAAUUCCUAAUGAAGAUGUGCCCCUAGCGGCGUAUGACGACAUUUUCUAGCUUCCCAAGAAAUUUGUUCCAACAAUUAUUUGUCCCCAAUCUAUAAAGACGUUUUUAAACUUGCACGUUAAAAAAAUAGACUCAAAAUAUCAUUUUGAAAAAAAAUUGUAGAUUGGAGAGCGAAAUCGAUUGCAGGUUCGAAGUCAAGUAUACAAAAGUUUUCGAGAUCUGUUAAAAAAAAAUCUCUUAAAAAAAAGCAUUUCCCAGUGUUAUUCAGCUGUUACUUUAAUUUCCUGCAUAAUAAUUUACAAUCAUUGAUGAGAGAUACAUAAAAAUGCUUGAAAAAAUUUACUGUCUUUGACUAUUUCUAUAUCACAUUGGCAUGCAUUUAUAAUUAAAGGGUUUCUACUGACGAUUAAAAAACAAUUACCUAUAACUUUUUUUUACCUUGGGGGGUUUGUCUUUUUUAAGCAAGAAGGUAUUCAAAAAUAACUAUUUUUAAAAAAAAUAGUAGGGACCUUUUUUUUUAAAAAAAAAAGUAGCUUUUUUAAAACUUUUAACUUUUUUUUUAAAAAAAAGUAGCGACCUUUGCCUACUAUUUCGUCAUAUAAUGUUUAACUAAUCAGCCAUAGGUUUUUUGCUAUUUUUCCACUUUUUUUUAUUCAUGAAACUCACUCUUUCUAACUCAUAAGGAUCCAUUUUUAUGCUAAAAUCUACAGAAACGCAUGAGUAAAAAAAAAAAAAAAAUGAAAUAUGAGUUUUUUUCCCCUUUGGGUAGCCACGGUACAAAAAUACUCACCCAACCGAACUUCAAAUGUAUAGAGAUAAAAUUAUAAUAAAAGGGUGUUGUUUUUUUUUAAAAAAUAUAUUUAAGUACUGAAACGAAACUGAAAUUUGUAAUGAAGACAAACAAUUUUGAAAGCGUGCGAUUGUUGUUAGUGCAUCAUAAAAUUAUUGGCUUAGAAAGUUCCUGUUUUAUGAUAAUAUUGCUGAUAGUUGUUAUGUUUGUGCUUUUAGAAUUAUAUUUUCAUAUAUAAUCAUAAAAAAAAAUAGAAGCAUUAAAAAGGCUCUAAAAUCAAAAGUCUUUGUUAGUUUCUAUAUCAUAUUAUACUACUUAUCUUAUUUCAAAACUGACUUUUUUUGAACAAAAGCGUAAUAUUUUCUAACAAAAAAUAAUAAUUUAUUUAUUAGUCAUAUUUUUAUUUGUAUUUUACACUGUUUAGAUAUUUUCUUUUCUUGUUUUAUUUAAAAUGCAAUUUGUUUUACCAAUUUAAAUUUUAUUUAUAAUGUUACUUUAUAAAUAAUAUGAAAACUUAAAUAAACUUAGUAAAAAUUAAUAUAUGCAUUACUUGCGAUUAAUCAUUUUUUAAAAAUUAAUUUUACUUACAUUAUGUGCAAUUUUGUUAAGAAGUUGAAGUGUGAGUAGUUUUGUAAAAAUAGAUUGCUUUUGUCUAAAUAAAAAUAUGUUUUAUUUCAAAA